AUGCUGGUGACAGAAUAUGCCACAGGUUCCGAUACAAGCAUGCUGGUGACAGAAUAUGCCACAGGUUCCGAUACAAGCAUGCUGGUGACAGAAUAUGCCACAGGUUCCGAUACAAGCAUGCUGGUGACAGAAUAUGCCACAGGUUCCGAUACAAUCAUGCUGGUGACAGACUAUGCCACAGGUUCCGAUAAAAGCAUGCUAGUGACAGAAUAUGCCACAGGUUCGGAUGCAAGCAUGCUGGUGACAGAAUAUGCCACAGGUUCCGAUGCAAGCAUGCUGGUGACAGAAUAUGCCACAGGUUCUGAUACAAGCAUGCCGGUGACAGAAUAUGCCACAGGUUCCGAUAUAAACAUGCUGGUGACAGAAUAUGCCACAGUUUCUGAUACAAGCAUGCUGGUGACAGAAUAUGCCACAGGUUCCGAUACAAGCAUGCUGGUGACAAAAUAUGUCACAGGUUCAGAUACAAGCAUGCUGGUGACAGAAUAUGCCACAGGUUCAGAUACAAGCAUGGUGGUGACAGAAGAAUAUUUUCGGGGGGGGGGGUAA
This is a messenger RNA of Protopterus annectens (West African lungfish), 546 nucleotides long. Its product is annotated as ribosomally synthesized cyclic peptide ustiloxin B precursosr-like. The record is from RefSeq and is a predicted model, not a curated record. The transcript has a single exon. NCBI's taxonomy places the organism in Eukaryota, Metazoa, Chordata, Ceratodontiformes, Protopteridae. Bases 1 to 546 code for a protein of 181 amino acids.